AUGCCUACCAGCGAGCAAGCCACUGCUAUUUUUGAGCCUUCCGAGCAGCGGAAUGCGGCGGCUUUCUUUGAGAAUAUUGCUGAUAAUGUCGAUUGGAAGGUGAAAGGUAUUCCAAAUGGUUGGAAAGAUACAUCGAAAAUUCGUGUGUCAUUACUACGAUUCAACGAGCCACCGAUUGAAAACCUACCGUUUCCAUCUUACCCUGUACCACAAGCAAAAUAUCAAAAGCUGUUCCUACGGCUCAGCAACUCACUCACUGAGCAGAAAGCCCUGCUGGCUUCUCAGAUGUCCUACCAAUCCAACUACAUCCAGACCCAGACAGAUGACAACAUAGGUUUUGCAAAUAGUUGA
Molecule: messenger RNA, 351 nt
Organism: Penicillium robsamsonii
Lineage: Eukaryota; Fungi; Ascomycota; Eurotiomycetes; Eurotiales; Aspergillaceae
Exons: 3
Coding region: 1-351 (116 amino acids)
Source: RefSeq, a predicted model, not a curated record